Molecule: messenger RNA, 1523 nt
Organism: Poeciliopsis prolifica (blackstripe livebearer)
Lineage: Eukaryota; Metazoa; Chordata; Actinopteri; Cyprinodontiformes; Poeciliidae
Product: proteasomal ubiquitin receptor ADRM1-like
Exons: 10
Coding region: 107-1342 (411 amino acids)
Biological process (GO): ubiquitin-dependent protein catabolic process
Cellular component (GO): nucleus; cytoplasm; proteasome regulatory particle, lid subcomplex
Molecular function (GO): endopeptidase activator activity; proteasome binding; ubiquitin binding
Source: RefSeq, a predicted model, not a curated record
AACGAAGCUCCGCUGCUGUUCAGCCAAUCACAAACGGGCGUCGCAGAGUUCUGUGGUUUUCCAGCUGAAGGAUAAAUCCGGCAGAAAUCAGACAGUCCUCCUCAUCAUGGCGUCCGGCGCCCUGUUCCCCAGCCUGGUGUCCGGCUCCCGCGGCUCCUCCAGCAAAUACCUGGUGGAGUUUCGGGCCGGUAAGAUGACGAUGAAGGGCAGCACGGUGACCCCCGACAAGCGUAAAGGUCAGGUCUACAUCCAGCAGACGGAUGACUCCCUCAUCCACUUCUGCUGGAAGGAUCGCACCACCGGGAAUGUGGAUGAUGACCUGAUUAUCUUCCCUGAUGAUUGUGAGUUUAAACGGGUCAACCAGUGCACCACCGGGCGGGUUUAUGUGCUGAAGUUUAAAGCCGGCUCUAAAAGACUCUUCUUCUGGAUGCAGGAACCAAAGAACGAUAAGGAUGACGAGUACUGCCGCAAAGUGAACGAGUACCUGAACAACCCGCCCAUCCCAGGCUCCCUGGGCAGCGGCGGCAGUGGAGGACACGACCUGUCUGCACUGGGAGGUGAGGGUGGUCUGCAGAGCCUUCUGGGCAACAUGAGUCACAACCAGCUCAUGCAGCUCAUCGGACCCACUGGACUGGGCGGGAUCGGCGGUCUGGGGGCUCUGGCCGGGCCGGGCUUGGCCAACCUCCUGGGCAGCAGCAGCAGCAGCAGCGUUCCUGCAGUCAGCAACUCCACCACCAGUCCGUCCACCGCCGUCACGCCGACCUCCACCUCCACCGCCAGCCGGCUGGGCUCCACCCAGGUGCCCACCACUCCCAUCACCCCCCUGGCCACGUCUUCACCCUCCCCCACGGCCUCCACCCUCUCCAUCCCGGCUGCCACCGCUGCUGCAGCCGCAGCCAAUCCAACGCAGCCUAUCCAGCUCAGAGACCUGCAGAGCAUCCUGGCCACCAUGAACGUCCCGGCCAGCAGCCAGGGAGUGGACCUGGCUAGUGUGUUGACCCCUGAGGUCAUGGCUCCCAUCCUGGCCAACCCGGAGGUGCAGCAGAGGCUGACGCCCUACCUCCCGUCCGGCGAGUCUCUGCCGCAGAGCUCGGAGGAGCUGCACAACACGCUCAGCUCGCCUCAGUUCCAGCAGGCCAUGAGCAUGUUCAGCAGCGCUCUGGCGUCCGGCCAGUUGGGGCCUCUGAUGAACCAGUUUGGUCUCCCAGCUGAGGCUGUAGAUGCUGCCAAUAAAGGAGAUGUGGAGGCUUUUGCCAAAGCCAUGGAGACGGAGACAAAGUCAGACCAGGAGAGCGACUCCAAAGACAAGAAGGACGACGACGAAGACAUGAGUUUGGACUAAAUGCUCUUUCCAGAAAGUUAACGCUAUUUAUACCUAUUUAUUUACCUGUUCCUGCUUAGUUUCUGUUACUUAAAGACCUGAUGUGGUAACUUGCUCCAGUCUCAGCUGAUCUCAUCUGUAGACAUGACUCCAUGUUGACUCAUCCUUAUCCCAGGAGGCAGUAAAGUCUAAAUCAAAACUU